Neltuma alba is the source of this 813-nucleotide messenger RNA. RefSeq names its product RING-H2 finger protein ATL8-like. The record is from RefSeq and is a predicted model, not a curated record. The transcript has 3 exons. NCBI's taxonomy places the organism in Eukaryota, Viridiplantae, Streptophyta, Magnoliopsida, Fabales, Fabaceae. The coding region runs from base 20 to 694 and encodes 224 amino acids.
UUGGGAAAUUUUGGUCGUUAUGAUAUCUUCUGGGGUUAACUUGGUGAUGACUGUGAUUGGAUUUGCGGUGAGCACUAUGUUUAUCGUUUUCGUUUGCACUAGACUCAUCUGUGCUCGAAUUCACUUAAAUGCUUCUCGCCGAUCCCUCCUUGUUGCUUCCAGAUCCAAUCUCAGUCUGCUGGAGCGAGGAUUUCAUGGUCUUGAACCCAUAGCAGUAGCGAAUUUCCCGACGAAGAAGUACAGUGAUGGAUGCUUUGCUGCUGCAGAAAAUUCUCAAUGCACAGUUUGUCUAUCGGAAUACCAAGGUGAGGAUGUACUACGCAUCCUCCCCUAUUGUGGACACUUCUUCCAUGCAACCUGCAUAGACCUAUGGCUGCAGCAACAUUCAACAUGCCCAGUUUGUCGAAUCUCAUUGCGCAAAUCAUCCGAGAGGAAACGCAUAAUGCAACCAUUGUUCAGCGCCGUUGUUCGAUCCAAUUUUGGUGUGGAAUCUAUUGAGGCUCAUCCUUAUCACUGUAUGAUGGCUAAUAAUGAGUUAUCAUCAAGAAACCCUGAUAUACAAGAGGAUCAUUGUGCAGCUGAAGGGGGUGGAACGGUUGCUAUAGAGAAUGUUACCAAUUUAAGUGAUGUUGAUCAGUCCAUGAAAGAUGCAGAAAAGAAGCAUUUAGAGAGCCCAUCAAUCCCUUUAAGCUAAUGUGGCCUGAACACGAAAUUGAGGUAGAGUUAUUAUAUAUGCUUCUUAGUUGUAGUAAAAUAUGAUGAUAUGCUGGGGGGCCGCUUCUUGUUCUUAAUUUUAAUUGAUUUGCUGUAUAU